GUAACACCCAUACGGUCAUACUGCAUAUUUUGUUGCAUUGUAGCCGUUUUUAAUGUUUUAGUCCAUAUUUAUGUAAAGACGAAAUUGCAGAAGUGCGAAGCACAUCAAUGUGCACAAGGCUGUUAAAUAAAUAAUCAAAUAGAGUGCGUCAAUUUCAAUACCGUGCUGGAUCACAUCGCCACUGGAAGAUUUGACGAAAUACUUGAGAACAAGGUAUUUGAAGCACACAGAAUACACAGUAGCUAUGGACGUCGAGGAAAGCUACGAGUCACAAAGCACAACGGAGGCGCCGCCACAGCAGGGACCCCAGCAGCAGCAUCAUCACCAUCACCAGCAGCAACAGCAGCAGCAACAGCAGCAUCAGCAGCAACAACAAAUGCAACAGCAAUUGCUACAAGAUAUGCAAUGCGAACCGCUAUUUGGCAUUACCACAAACACAACAACAACAACAAAUCCAAUGAUGGACACAAGCAACAUUGCAAUACCAUUGCCGGCACCGCCUGGGACGGGCAUCGUCUUGUCCUCGUCUGUAUCAUCAGUCUCGGCAUUGGCAUUACCAUCCCCCGCCCAAGCAGCUCAAAUCAAGGGCCUCGGGUCGGCUCUGCCAACAAAUGACUAUGAUAUUGACUCUCUGCUCUUGCAGCAAUUCAGUUGUAUGGGCACCACAGACCACGAGGAUCUGAUAAGUCAGUUCCAGAGUCUCAUGAAUAAUCAAAUGAAUCGCGAGUCGGCUCGUUUCUAUUUGGAAAUGAGCAACUGGAACUUGCAAACUGCCGUCGGUUGCUAUCUGGACUUUUGUAGUCUGCAAUCAUUGCCUUCGAUGAAGAUUGUGCAGGGCCAGCAUGUGAAUGCACUGCAGCAAGCAUUUCAGGUGCAAAACGAUGGCACUGAACGCUGGCCCAACGGCUGUUAUUUAACAUCGCCAAUACAGACGCAACGCAUCAAUGUGCCGUCCCUGCGUCCGGGCGAAACUUGUGAUAUAUUGGCUGACCUGAUGCCCACACAGCCGGCCAUCAUGUGGCGCAUGUGUACGCCCAACGGUUGGUACUUUGGCGAUACUAUCUGGAUGAUCCCGCCCGGCACUCAGGCUAGCCAGGAUGAGCUACAGCAACGCAUGGUGCAGCUAAUCACCUCGGAUGCUAAACCAGAGGUGUAUCCACAGAUCAAAAUAGUGAUAACAGCGCAUACGCAAUGAGAGGCGCAGACAUUUUCAUUAAAUUCUUCAUAUUGCGUUGCAAUUCAUUUCGGACUGCACGAAUCGUUAUUUCAAAAAUGAGACUUUUUACAUUUGGCUAGCUUCAAUUCCGCCUUUGAUUCGAAUUCAAACACAAAAAAUACAUUUAUUUUUUUAUCGAAGCAUUUGUAAAUCGAUUAGCAAACAUCAAAAUU
Drosophila hydei is the source of this 1389-nucleotide messenger RNA. Its product is annotated as basic-leucine zipper transcription factor A. The record is from RefSeq and is a predicted model, not a curated record. NCBI's taxonomy places the organism in Eukaryota, Metazoa, Arthropoda, Insecta, Diptera, Drosophilidae. The transcript is spliced from 4 exons. Gene Ontology annotation, molecular function: protein binding. The coding region runs from base 245 to 1195 and encodes 316 amino acids.